GCAACCCAGGGACAGACGUGCAACUGGAAUUUGCCAAACACGCUGGAGCUUUUGUUGUUUUGGGAAUCAGAACCAGUUAGGUCUUCACUAACUGGUGGUACAUUGGCAAUAAAGUCUGAUGUUUUGAAAAUACAUUUCUUUUUUUGUAGGUGUGGGGGAAAAGUGCAGUACAAGUCAGGUACUUUUGUUUUGUGAAAUCUCCCUGUAACAACUUAAGUGGUAACAGUCUAGCAGGUGGUGACAAAUGAGCUUCAUUUAUAGUCACCCAGACCCAGAGGUUGACUCUGAGGAAUUUGAUUUUUCGGCACUUUUCGACAGUAGCCACGAUGAAGACUUCACCACAAAAGAGGCAGAACAUGUUGCUGCUUCUCACAAGGGCAUUGUUCCUCCUCCUGGGAUCGGUUUCCCAACUAUGGAUGUCUCCCAAUAUGGAUCUCAUUCAUGUAGCUCAAUGGCAUCCACAAUGCUGGCUGGAGAGCGCAUGGGUGAAUAUGGCCAAGUGGACAACCGAGAGUUCAAGUACUACCUGGAAGCUGCAAAGCCACAUGCCUCAUCUGGUGUAGAAAGCCCAAGAAUUGAGAUCACACCAUCGCCCGGACUGUUCCACAUAGCUCCACAUGCAGCCAGCUGCGGAGAACAAGCAUAUCAUUCUCCAACUGCAGGCCCUAGAGUUACUUUACCGGUGCCAGGUUCUGAGAACAUUCAAUACAGGGACCCAAACAGUCCAGCUAGUAGUGCCUCCUCAACAAGUUGGCAAUCGUUAGUGUCUCAUGAGUCAAGUUGCUCCCAUUAUGGCAUCUCACCUCAGACCUCACCCAUAACAUCUCCAUGUGUCUCACCAAAAAAUGGCUCGGAGGAAUAUCAAGGUCAUGGCGUUCACCAUUCUCCAAGGACAUCUCCUGUAACCUCACCCUCAACUCACAUUGAAAACUGGCAGAGCACAAGGUCACCGUCCCCAACCCCCCGACCUUCAUCAAGGUCAUCAUCACCAUGCGGAAAGAGAAGAUACUCCUGCGAUCGCUCCAGAACUCCUUCUCCACAGACGUCACCAAGGGUCAUUUCAAGAGACGAGUCCAGCUUGCACCAGUUUCCCAAUUCUGCAAGUCUUGCAGAUGCGAUGAGCACACUCACCACUGACUCCAACAAUGACUUGGGUGAAAUGGUCCCAUCCAAGGCUCGCAUCAUGGACCUCACCCCACCAUCCUCGCUCAAAGCUGACAUGUGUAAAGGAGAAAAACCUGCUGGCUUCACCACGCUUAAUUACACUGAGUUUUCAGUGCCCUGUCAGGAUUUGAAGAAUGAUCUUUAUGGCACUGACCCAUUUUUUCUGAUGCCUCCUCAUCCAUUUCAAUGGACAAAACCCAAACCUCCAUGCGGCAUUCCAUCUCUGCCACCUCUGGAGUGGCAUCUGCCAAGUUUAACAGAUCAAUACGAAUUGCAGAUUGAAGUACAGCCUAAACCACACCACCGAGCGCACUAUGAAACUGAAGGCAGCCGUGGGGCCGUUAAAGCACCAAGCGGUGGUCACCCCGUCGUCCAGCUGCACGGAUACAUGGAAAACAAGCCUUUAAGCCUGCAGAUAUUUAUUGGAACGGCAGAUGAGAGACUCCUGAGGCCACAUGCCUUUUACCAAGUCCACCGCAUCACCGGCAAAACAGUCUCGACCACCAGCUACGAGAAAAUCUGUGGAAAUACCAAAGUUCUGGAAAUCCCUCUUCUGCCAGAGAACAACAUGAAAGCAGUGAUUGAUUGCGCUGGGAUAUUGAAGCUGAGAAAUGCUGACAUCGAACUGAGGAAAGGGGAGACGGACAUUGGCAGGAAGAACACGAGGGUCAGGCUGGUUUUUCGAGUUCACAUUCCCCAGCCCAACGGCAGGAGUCUCUCACUGCAGGCUGCUUCCAAUCCCAUUGAAUGCUCUCAGAGAUCGGCCCAUGAGCUACCGAUGGUAGAGAAGCAGAGCACAGACAAUUGUUCAGUCACCGGUGGACAGCAAAUGAUCCUUAAUGGUCAAAACUUCACAACUGAGUCAAAGGUGGUUUUCACAGAGAAGACACCUGAAGGACAACAGAUAUGGGAGGUGGAAGCAACAGUAGAUAAAGAUAAAAGCCAGCCAAACCUGCUGUUUGUUGAAAUCCCACGUUAUCGGAACCAGCAUAUCCGCACAGCGGCAAAGGUGAACUUCUGUGUUGUUAAUGGUAAAAGGAAAAGAAGCCAGCCACAGAGAUUUACAUAUCUCCCUGCAGUGCCUAUCAUUAAAACAGAACCUAUUGAAGAGUGCGAAGGUGCCAUAUUCUGCAACACUGCGUACAAUGGAACCAUGCCUCAAUUUUAUUAUACGCAGCAGGUCAUGAUCCCUAACCCCACUUCCUGUCUUGGGGGGAGCAUGACUUCCUGUCGUUCGGGGUUCUCUCCACAGGAUUCCAAGUAUCAGCAGCAGAGUCCAAUAGGAGCUGCCUAUCCGAGAUCCAAAGGUGGCAGUCCAAAUCAUCUCGGCUAUCAAGCAUCUGCUGUGAUGGUGCCAACAAUCCCCAUCAUUCAAGAUCCCCACCGAUCUGUGCUGGUUCAUGCCGGGUCACCUGCCCAGUCUUCAAUGCUGCGUCAGUCUCCCAACAAUCAGUCUUCUGCAAUAAUUCAUCAUUCCCCAAACAACCGCGAGGCUCCCUCCAUGCUCCAAACCUCUCCAACCAACCACCAGUCACCCAUGAUACAACGCUCCCCAACCCACCAGCAGUUUUCCUCCAUGAUCCACCAUUCACCCACCAGCCAUCCGUUGAGAUACAGCAGUCACCAGGAUUACCAGCAGCAGGUGUAUUCAGAGAACGACCCCCAGGUGUCUAUUGUGCGAUCCACCACGCCACAACCUGUGCAUCACGUGCAAAAAAGUAGCCAAAAUCAAUACCCAGCCGCGACUCAUCCACAACAGCAAACAUCCAAUGCAAUCCAGAAGGCGUCCAGAGACAGCCCCUCGCCAAGCCAUCUUGCAACAUUGAUAAUGGAUCAGCAGGAGAAAGAAACAACAAGUACUGGAGUCACAGUGAAGCAGGAGCCACAGAACUUGGACCAGGCAUAUCUGGAUGACGAAACUUCAUGGGACUUCUUCAAAAGGCUGGAGCACUUUAAUCAGUUAAUGAAAUCAUAAGAAAAGAUCUUUCUGGAGUUCCUGUGCGAAGCCAGUCGUAAACUCAGCAAGUGUACAAUAGACACUUCCUUGCACAACGUGGAAAAUUUCUACACAUCCCAAUAACACCUGUGGUUCACCUAUAGGUCAGCUAUAAAGUUGAUAUUCAGCUGCACAGAACAAUAUGCUGGCAAGGAGUUGGUUUCUCUGACUAAUCACCAUGGGAACUUUAACCAGGUUCAUUACAGCAUAGCAAAUUUUCCUCAUAAUUUCCAUUCAUUUUGAAAUCCAUUCAUUGGGUCCAAAAAAGUGUGCUUUCUGUUUACAUUUAUACACUUUUAUUAAUUCGGAUCAGGCCCAUUUCCAGUCGAAUUUGUAAAGGACUGAUCUCCAGACCCUUUCGUGGGAAAUUUGGGCAUUUGUUAUGCUCUCCGUAUUAUCUACUUUAUCUACAAGGACCACGGAUUAUUUUUGCAACCAUUUCCAUACAAAAGACCUAAACAUGGCUUGAAGUCAAAAUGAAAAGUAUUGGUAUGAAGACGCUGUUUGACUGCAAGAAUGUGCAUCACUGCCACUUUGACAUCCCCUAUCACCACAUCAAAAUGAUCGGCACUCACUUAGAAAUAUAUUUGUAUGAAUCCCAGGCAAGUGUGAUGUCCUUUUUAGCAAAAUGCAAAAAAUAUAUAUAUAUAUAUAUUCACCAGCCUGUAACUCCCAGUUUUGUACAACAAUUUGUUGAUUUGUAUUGAACAUUGAUAACCGGUGAAUGAUCAGCAAAAGUACACGGUUUCUCUCAAACUAAGUAAGAUAUUUGAUGUACAGCAGUUUAAAGAAUACAGCUCCAAUCAACAUGCUGCAUUGAAGCUCAAGGUUUCUCCCUGACAUAUUCUGGGUUGUUGUUAAUAUACAGUAACUCUGACGUAAAACAUCUCAGCGGCCUAAUAUAAGACACGUGAAGAAUUCAAGAAUAACUAAUACUGUUAACUGAUGCAUGAUGAUUUAUUUAACCAAAUCAAAUGUGUCAUUGCAGAUCGAAUUGUUAAUAUCUCAAGCUCUGAGGAAUUAAUUUUUUGUGUAUAACUUGAAUUCCCAUUAUAAUGGAUCAUAGUUCAACAACAUAAAUACCAAAAAAAAUCUUAUAGCAUUUCAAGGAAUGUUGCCAUUGUUUUAGCAGGUUUUUUAAUAACAAUAUACUUCUUUUUUGAUACAUAUAUCUGAGAAUGAAGCUAUUUUCUCCGUUUUCAAAAGGAAUCAAGAUAAUUUUAAUUGUAUAUUAACAUAUCUGGUGUACAUGUUGCUUGUCGAUUUUUUAAAAAGUUAAUAUUGUGGUCAGUGUACAGACUUUUCUCCUGCUCAGCUGUUUUCCGACUGUUUGUGGUUUAAUCAGCCUUGCUGAAUUACACAACAGAAUCAGCUCGCAUUAGGCAGGUUAAAUAUUUUGUACAUUAUUAUCAUUAUUUUCUACUUGGACAUGUAGAUGCAAUUUUAAUAACGAGUGACUGAUAACAUGAUAUCAAAGUUGUUCCUUUCGCAGCCGUUUUUAGCUGAAUGGUUUAGCGUUAAUAUAGCUUUAACAAGUCUUCUGCCCUCAAUUAAUUUUGAGGCAUCCAAAUCUGCGCACCGUUCUCAUCAGAAGAUGCAAUCUAUUUCCUGACUUCUAGAACAAAAUACUGUUACAGUCAGGAUAGGAAUCAUUAAUAUUGGCAGGAAUAGUGUCAGUGGCAAAUUAAGUACCUGUAGUACAUUACAAUUUUUGCCGAAGAAUAGCUGGACUAUUUUGUGCCUAAUGAUCAGGAAUUUGGGGUUAGUUAUUAUUGAAAUGACUGGAAUAUCUCCACUAAAUGCUGGAAAUGCUUUUAAUGACAUUCUAUUCUCAAAUCUUGUGAAUCCACUAAUCUAUUAUGUCGUUGCAAACAGAUGCUAUUCUAACUCAACCACAAACUAUAGGAACAUUUGUUAUACUUUCUGAUAAACCAGAAGAUUUGUGUAUCUCUGCUGCUCAAAUUAUCUUAAUGUUUCUUGCAAUAUUGGGGGUAUGCCUAUCAAAUAUAUUCCCGGUUGGUGGCAUGGGAUAAUGCAUGGCAGAAUUAGAUUUAUAUAUCAUAAGUACUAAUUUGUUAUUGUUAACUGCCACCUUGUGGGGCUAGAAAAUAUAUUCAACCUUAUGGUACUGUAAAUGAGAUUACUGUAAAUAGGGGAAAGGAUUUACGGCCCGUAGUGUUUCAAACAUCUCAUAUUUCCACAAAGAAAGGGCUAUUCAGAUGCUACAAUUUGCUCAACUAUAUAAAGAUUCACAAGUACUUCGGCUCAAAUAAGAAAGCAAUUAUUAUUGAAAACCCCCAAGCAAUAGGACUGGUUCGUAAUCUGGUGCCUCAUUAGAAAUUGUUUAGCUGUGCAUCUUCGAAGUGUCUUUAGUUUUAUAAAUAGGUACAGCAAACUUUAAUCUCAACGCCCAUGAUCUCAAAAUGAUUUAAUGAGACAUUGAAUGUAGACUUAAGAAAGCCCAAAUGCCAUUUUUUUUUUUAAUGUUGAUGAAUUUAUUUUAGUUUUGUAUUAAACUUAUAUUUAGCUUGCUUAAAUGCCAAACGUUUAUUUUACUAUUCUCAUUCAAUAAUAACAAUUUAUCAAUGGUUUAUUGGACAGCAUUUCCCUUAUUAUAUAAUCAAGCAUGAAAAUUGCCAACUGUUGUAAAUAGCUUGUAAUGUAAGGAUCAGAAAUGAGAAGUUUUUAAAUGUGAUGGAAUAUGGAGAUAAGGAUGGCUUCAACUAAUAUUACAUCGUAGACACAUUAUUUUAAUUCCCCCUUCAAAAGUCCCAUUUAUGUACUGUCAAGGGAUAAUUCAUUCAUAGAUUAAAUCUCUGUUAAGGAAUCUGUUUUAAAGUAAGUUAUAUUCUUGGUUAUUACUUAACUACGGAGUGAACAAAUCUGGACAUUUAUAUUUGAUCGUUAUCUCUUAUUUAAUAUCAUAAUUAAAAUAAUACAUGGAAGGAUACUCCUACCAGUAUAUCAUUUCACAAAGCACACCGAGUAACUUAUGAGUCCUUUAUUUUGCAAACUGAAACUGUCGCAGGUGCAAACAAUAUAUUAUAAUUACAUAAACUCUUUGUAAAUGUAUAACAAAUUCUAUUUUGUUGACCCUCAAUGCGUUCAUAUUUUAAAGUCUUUUUUAGCAAAAAUAAACCAAAUUGGUAACUACAGUAAAAGGGCGGGAUGAAACAACGCAUCCAUCAGUGUUCAUUUACUCGAUUUGUAAAAAUGAAAUCUUAAAAAGAUUUGGCAAAUUAUCUUGAGUUAAUACAUGUUUGAAGUACAAAUUGCUUUCCUUACUUUUGUGACUCCCUGUCUUGGUGGUCAACCCAUUAUUCCUUAUAAAAUUGUCCCCAGGCAAUUUAUAUGGCAUUCAAUGCUGUAUGUUUUUCUAUUGAGUAUUUUUUGGCUCUUUCAAAGUGCACAACAUGGCUCAAGUCUUGUUUCUAAACCUAUUUUGUAACAGGUUUAAAUACAUAUCAAAAGGUGGUCUUUGGGAUUCAAAUGGAAAAUGUUUAAAUGAGUCAGCUUCUUGUAUGUGUAAUGUAAUUUAUGUAAUUACUGUAAUUUAUUACAGAACUAUAUUUUGCUUUAGAACAUUGUCAGCUCCAACAGUUUUUAAUUGCUCUAUUUUAUCAAACUCUUUCAACGAUGCACAAAAUCCCUCCAUCAACAACUUCCAGUCCCUUAUAAUGACCAGGGGCUGCAGUUGGCAUGUAUUUAGAAACUGACAAGCAGGGACAUUUUGUAUUAGUUUAUUGUGGAUGGUGGCCACAAAUGUCGACGAGGAAACGCCAUCUUUCCUCAGUUGUCUAAAUGGUUUGCUGCAGUGCCUUCCUGUCAUUGUACUGAAACAAAAAAACGAAUGGACUGGAUGCCAAAAAAAAUCAACCCUGUUUUCCACAGAUCUCUGUAAAGUAAAAUAUUUCAAAGAUAAAUGUUUUUUUUUGCUAAGUAUCUACCAAGCAAAGUAUGUUUUGAGCCAACAAGGUUCUUAGCAAAGGUCAACUAUGGAAAGCUGACUCACAAAGGUCCAUGUGUAAUAGCAGAAAGAAUGUGAUAAAGUGAAGAUUUGCACUGUUAAAUGUAAUGCCAUUGAUUAAGAGCAAUAUAUUCAUUCUGAAUGUAGAACUUCUCGAAAGACAGCACUAUAUUUUUUUGUAAUGUAAAGAUUUCUGCUGCUUACAUUUGUAUCCAAAAAGUUCUCAAUAUCUAUUCAUGUUUUUCAAAAGCAUGAUGUUAUCUUUAUUUUUAAAGUAUAGAAAUGUUUAAUAUUUUUGUUUCAUGCUUCUGACCUUAAACUAUUGUCGAUAUAUGCCUGACUUUUAUAUUCCCCUCAGUCAGAUCUAAUGAGAUUUGGACUAAUGCAAUGUAGUCAAGUACUGCUUACGUAAAGAAAUAUAUUUACUAAGAUUUUCUAAAAAAAAACUAAGAACCAGCACAGAAGGGGUUAAAUGCAUCUGAUGAUAUUGACAUUUUAUUCUUUAAGCAAAGUAUUAAAUCAUUAACUUUUGUACUCUGAUGCUAAUUAUUAUAACCUUUUGCCAUGCUUAGAUCUGUGCAAUUUAUCAAUAAAAAUGAAAAAAAAGCUUGAUUUUUGGC
Amblyraja radiata (thorny skate) is the source of this 7747-nucleotide messenger RNA. It is a transcript of the gene nfatc2a, whose product is annotated as nuclear factor of activated T cells 2a. The transcript is spliced from 11 exons. Gene Ontology annotation, biological process: calcineurin-NFAT signaling cascade; cytokine production; regulation of transcription by RNA polymerase II. Gene Ontology annotation, cellular component: transcription regulator complex. Gene Ontology annotation, molecular function: transcription factor binding; RNA polymerase II cis-regulatory region sequence-specific DNA binding; DNA-binding transcription factor activity, RNA polymerase II-specific. The coding region runs from base 245 to 3139 and encodes 964 amino acids. Lineage: Eukaryota; Metazoa; Chordata; Chondrichthyes; Rajiformes; Rajidae. The record is from RefSeq and is a predicted model, not a curated record.